CAUGGCCGACCGCAUCAUUAAGAUGAGGGAGAUGCUUGUGUCGAACCUGAAGAAGGAGGGCUCCACUCACAACUGGCAGCAUGUUACUGACCAGAUCGGGAUGUUCUGCUUCACAGGGCUCAAACCGGAGCAGGUGGAGCGUCUGAUUAAAGAAUUCUCUAUAUACAUGACAAAAGACGGCCGAAUCUCUGUGGCUGGUGUGACUUCUGCAAACGUGGGAUAUCUAGCACAUGCCAUCCACGCUGUUACCAAGUGAAGCUGGCACUAGGGACUAUAGUUGCAGCAGACAGAGAGCAAGAAAAAGUCAUUUAGAUUAUUCAAAAGUCCUCUGCUGCAUGUCUUUUAGGACCAGAUUUGAAAUAGGACUAAUGUAGACUUCCAGUUCACUUGAUUUGGUGUUAAUUCAUGACUCUGAAUGUGAGCCCCUCAAUGAAUUAAGGCAGGAUUCUUCCUUUCAAAAUGAUAAAAACAAACUUUAAAGAAUAUUGCUUAUCAUGAUUUCCCUUGUCAGAGCUGAUAAGAAUGUUUUUGUUUUUUAUGGUACAAAAUGUUCCGAUAGAUCAGUUAACAACAUUUAAAAAUCAUGUUUUUGUUUUUAGAACAAUAACUCUAAAUAAGAGUGAUUGACUGAUUACCCUAUAUGCUUUACGUUAGAGAAAUCACUGAAAGGAGUAAACCAGAUUUCAUGGUUGGACAUUAAUUGCAAAAACCUUCAAGGACUGUAACCAGUUUAUCAUGGUCAUUUCACCUAGAGGUGCAU
This is a messenger RNA of Sinocyclocheilus grahami, 760 nucleotides long. RefSeq names its product aspartate aminotransferase, mitochondrial-like. Lineage: Eukaryota; Metazoa; Chordata; Actinopteri; Cypriniformes; Cyprinidae. Gene Ontology annotation, biological process: L-aspartate catabolic process; biosynthetic process. Bases 2 to 256 code for a protein of 84 amino acids. Gene Ontology annotation, cellular component: mitochondrion. The record is from RefSeq and is a predicted model, not a curated record. Gene Ontology annotation, molecular function: L-aspartate:2-oxoglutarate transaminase activity; pyridoxal phosphate binding. The transcript has 2 exons.